GAUGGCGCACCGUUCAUUAAUCGAAACGGUAGUUGACAUGCGCAGCGCAAAUCGAAUGACGUCCGUAAUGGCAAACACCCCUUCUUGUUGUCAGUUCUGAAGUUGAGUUUGAUUUUGGGUUAGCUUUUUUGAAAGAACUGUGCCGGCAAUGAGUUCGAAAACGGAAAAAGACAAGGCGAAGCAACUCCAGGAUAAGUGCCAGGCAGUCCUGACCGAUCUGCUUAGAGACGAGGACAACAAGUAUUGCGUCGACUGCGAUUCCAAAGGUCCAAGAUGGGCAUCUUGGAAUUUGGGAGUAUUCCUUUGUAUAAGAUGCGCAGGAAUUCACCGAAAUCUCGGAGUACACAUAUCCAAAGUAAAAUCGGUAAACUUAGAUGCAUGGACACCAGAACAAGUUGUUUCACUACAACAAAUGGGAAACUCUCGAGCUCGUGCAGUUUACGAAGCAAACAUUCCGGAUAAUUUCCGUAGACCACAAAACGACACGAGUCUUGAAACGUUUAUUAGAGCUAAAUAUGAACAUAAAAAAUAUAUAGCUAAAGAGUGGGUGCCGCCAGCGUUACCUAAAGUAAAUUGGGAAAAGGAUAUCGAAGAGGAAUUGGAACGACAGAAACGUAAAAAGAAAUCGUUGGUGGAAAAGAAGAGUUUGGGAACGGUUGAAGUUCCACAAUUGCCAAAACCGAAAAAUCCAAGUCCGAAACCGGUGAGAGCUGUUGGAACUGUUGUUGCGACUACUAAUGAAGAUAAACAAGUGACUGAUUUGUUGGCUUUGCAAAAUGGUGAGGAUGGGUUUAGUAAUUUUUUAUCAGCUCCGCCUAAGGAAGAAAUUAAAAAAGACGAAAAUAAAGAAUUAGUUAAAGAAAAAGAUGCGGGAAAAAGCGAAGAGGAGAGUUUCUUUAAUCAACCAGCACCGACGGAAAAAGAAAAAGCAAAAAUGACUAAAGAUAGUAUUUUAGCUCUAUAUGGAAGCGCGCCAGCCAUUAAUAACUUUAACCCAACUUAUUCAAAUCCUUAUAAUAAUUUUCCUGCGCAACAGAAUUUUCAAAAUUUUAACUUUCCAACGCAACAGCAAUCUUUUCCGGUACAAAAUGGUAGCCAACAAUUCCAGCAACAAUCGGUUUCGAUUCCGACACAUCCAAAUCAAUUCCAAAUUAAUCCAAAUCAAUCGUCGCAAUUUCAACCGCAAUUUAAUCAAUUUCAACCUGCCCAAGGUGUCUCUUUACCCAAUCAGUAUCAAUAUCAAAAUCAACAAUUUCAACAACAACAAACUAACGUAACACCACAAUAUCAAGGUAUCCCAAAUCAGUACAAUUCAAUGUUAUAUCAGCCGCAAACUUUUGGUACAAAACCAUCGUCUGUUCCAAAUCCCUUUUUUGGCAAUCAAACGGGACUUCAACAACAGUUUAGUAAUUUGUCGUUGAGUCAACCAAAUACAAAUACAGCACCAACACUUGCCAGUAAUAUAUGGCAGUGAUUCGUUUUAUUUUAAAGAAGGAAUACGAAAAUAUAUGUGUUCUUAAGAAUA
Messenger RNA from Onthophagus taurus, 1525 nucleotides. Its product is annotated as stromal membrane-associated protein 1. Gene Ontology annotation, cellular component: cytoplasm. The record is from RefSeq and is a predicted model, not a curated record. NCBI's taxonomy places the organism in Eukaryota, Metazoa, Arthropoda, Insecta, Coleoptera, Scarabaeidae. Gene Ontology annotation, molecular function: metal ion binding; GTPase activator activity.